Molecule: messenger RNA, 1546 nt
Organism: Cynoglossus semilaevis (tongue sole)
Lineage: Eukaryota; Metazoa; Chordata; Actinopteri; Pleuronectiformes; Cynoglossidae
Gene: dhrs7b
Product: dehydrogenase/reductase (SDR family) member 7B
Exons: 7
Coding region: 154-1089 (311 amino acids)
Cellular component (GO): membrane
Molecular function (GO): oxidoreductase activity
Source: RefSeq, a predicted model, not a curated record
UACGACUUUCCCCCUCUCUUUUUGGUUUUACCUUUUUUGUGCUUCCGAGUCGCCGUACGAACUGGACGUGCAAACUGAAAUCCCCACAAUUCACUGCGUCAAACAGCAGGAAGUGCCCUGACAGUAGAACAUCAAGUCAGAAGAUUACCGGUCAUGGAGCGAGUGCUGACAGGAGGGAUGAUGCCACUGAUGUUGGCAAGUGUUGGGGUUUUGGUUUUAUAUCGAGUCCUUGCACGCCUCAGAUCGGUAGUUUCUCUGCAGGAUGCUGUGGUGGUCAUCACAGGGGCCAGCUCUGGACUGGGCAAAGAAUGUGCACGUGCCUUUCAUGCUGCCGGUGCACGCCUGGUGCUAUGUGGUCGUGACGCAGGCCGGCUGCAGGAAGUGGCACAGGAGCUCACAGCGAGGUCAGCAGACACACAGAAGAAGACUCACCCUCCCUGCACUGUGAUCUUUGACCUGGCCAACACAGACACAAUGGACAGAGCUGUAGAACAGAUCCUUAAAUGUCAUGGACGAGUGGAUGUCCUCAUUAAUAAUGCCGGAGUCAGUUACCGUGGUAACAUACUGGACACCGAUCUCUCUGUGCAGCGGAGUGUUAUGGAAACAAACUACUUUGGACCCAUUGCUCUGACACAGGCUCUGCUGCCUGCCAUGGUUAAACAACGUAGUGGUCACAUUGUGGUAAUCAGCAGUGUUCAGGGCAAGAUCGCCAUCCCAUACAGAUCAGCCUAUGCAGCCUCUAAACACGCCACCCAGGCCUACUUUGACUGUUUACGUGCAGAAAUAGAUCACUACGGGAUCCCAGUCACUGUCAUCAGUCCUGGGUACAUCAGAACCAACCUGUCAGUGAAUGCUGUCACUGGAGAUGGAUCCAAGUACGGAGUUUUAGAUAAAACGACAGCUACUGGUCGUGAUCCUGGAGACGUGGCUCUGGCUGUUCUCAGGGCUGUCCGUCAGAGGAGCAAAGAUGUUGUUUUAGCAGAACCUCUACCCACAUUGGCCGUCUACCUAAGGACACUGUGGCCCACACUCUUCUUCAGACUUAUGGCCUCAAGAGCUCAUAAGGAGCAGAAACGGAAGGAGGAAUAAUACCGCCAAAGGCAAAGACUGGUGACUAACAGAAUAUCAGCGGGAUGGACUUAAAGCAGUGAAUGUAAGUGAGCUGACAGAACACUGUUCACGGUGAAUCUGAAGUAUUCAUGAAACCUUUUGUUGUCCAGCGCAGAGGAUGCUGUAAUUAUAAAUAUUCCUGGACUGAUUCAGGAGUUUACCUCAUCUAUAAACCGGUUCUAAAAAGUAACCAGAAAUGGAAAAAAUAACUACUGAGUUGAAACUUCUGUAGAAUAUUUUUUUUAAUAUAAUUUACUGUACCUAUAAUUCAAAAUACCCAAGCUGUUUUUGUUUGUAAUUUUAAAUAAUUCAAUAUUUGGAAUAAUUCUGUCUUUUCCAUUUUAAACAAAAGUACCGAACAUGGAGAAGCUAGACAAAACCAAACUCCUUACUGUACUCUAAGCCUGUUGUGAAUUAAAAAUGAAUGCGAGCAAAA